This is a messenger RNA of Mya arenaria, 3404 nucleotides long. RefSeq lists its product as uncharacterized. The record is from RefSeq and is a predicted model, not a curated record. Gene Ontology annotation, biological process: protein ubiquitination; Notch signaling pathway. Lineage: Eukaryota; Metazoa; Mollusca; Bivalvia; Myida; Myidae. Gene Ontology annotation, molecular function: zinc ion binding. The transcript is spliced from 11 exons. Bases 558 to 2198 code for a protein of 546 amino acids.
UUUAAGGAUUGUUACAAUUUUGAAUUCCACUCUUUUCUAUUGAUUACUAAUAUUAUGUUUUAACAUUUUAAAUUCAGACUUAAAUAUAUUUCGCUAGCUGUGACAACUAAAUGACUUGUGCAAACGUUAGGAUUUUCGUAAAAGCAUUUUAUAUAUAGAAUAAGAUCGAUGCAGAAGCAUUUGGUUUCAGUGAAGUAUUAUUAAAUUGACUUUGUUUGUGUUUUUAACGUAAUUAUGUUUUUCGAUAGGGUAAAAAAGGAGAAUAUGUUUGAGUGUGUUCAGUGUAUAGAUAGAUGUGCUUUAAAGGAUGAAAUAAAAGUGUUUUAAACCUUCAAAAUAGAAAGUAGAUUUUUCAACAAGGAAGUUAUUUGCUUCUGAAUAUAAUUCAGUGGUACAUGUACUUAAAUGACGGCGACAACCUUCAAAACAUCAUAUGACGGGCUGCUGAUGACAAUGAAACAAUUUAUCGACCAAUAACAAUUAUUCAAAUCGAACUUUCGCAUUGAAGAACGUUUUGAUUUAAUUCAUUGUAUCUUGAACUUCCAUGAGAAUUUGCCAUGGCAUCAAAGCAGAUUCAGUGUGAAAUGUGCUGUAAUGAAAAUGCGGUGGGACAUUGCAAAACUUGUGGAUACGUGGGUGAAACAUGUGUAAAUAUUCACACGAGAGGAAAGAUGUUUCAAACUCAUAUUGUCAUUAUGCUCGAGGCUGUGAAAAUGGAUAAGGAUGGUACUGAUACUCCAAAAGUCAUAUUGUGGGACAUCACAGAAGAAAGAUGUAAACAGCAUCCGACUGAGAGAGCUAUCUUUCUUUGUAACAUUCAUGAUUCCGUGAUUUGUGGCAGAUGCCUUCAUUCGGAACAUCUUUCUUGCGGAAAAGAAGUUGUUGACUUGUUGCAUGAAGUAGUUAACAUUGACUGCGAGAAAGUCAACACAAUGAAGUCCGUCUUAAAGGAGGUAAAAGAUGAAAUUCUGUUUUUGAAAGCUGAAGCAGAACAAAGCAAGGUGAGCUACAAGAAAAACGCUGAUAGAUGUAUGCAAGAAUGUAUGGAGUUAGGGAAUAAAAUUAAAAGACGGGUAGAUGAAUUGACAAGUGACAUUAUUCACGGAAUAACUAAGACAAAUGACAUAAACGCAAGCACCCAUUCCAGUAUUACUCAGACGUGUAACGAGAAAACCAAGUGGUGUGAGGAUGAAGAAAAUAAAAUUGAUGAUUUGUUUGACAAUAAUCUGGCUGGGCACUUGUACCUAAUGCACAGACAUUUUGAGAAAAAGGUUUCGGAUGCCAGAUCCCAUCUCAAAGAAAUCAAACACAAAAAUACUUUUAAAGGGUGUGACUUCAAAGAAAACAAAGUAAUACUAAAAUGCCUGUUUGAGGAUUUGGAGGAAGUUUGUGAACAACGAGAAGAAGUUACUGGGAGUGACGAUGGAAAUGCCAGCGAUGUUUUCGCAUCCACCCCGAAAAUAACCAAGACACGGCGAGAGCUCACUGUACUGUUGAAUCAGGCCAAACACGAACUAUAUAACUCAGAAAAGACACAGAAGGAACUGCGUGAUGAGCUGAAACGAGUGAAACAAGACCUUUCUCGUUCAGAAAAGACAAGAAAGCAGUUCGAGCAAGAGUUACUGAAAGCGAAACAGGACAUAUAUAUAUCUGAAAACACACUGAAGGAACUACGUGAUGAGCUGAAACGAGUAAAACAAGAACUAUAUCAUUCAGAAAAGGAACGAGCAGAUGUCAAGGCACAGCUUUCACCCCUGCAAGACAAAAUCAAGUGGACUCAACCAACUGGAACAGUUGAUGUCAAGAAUACCACUGAUGACUACGGUAGUGGUAUAAUUGAAUUGGUUUUUACAUUCCCGGAUGGCAUUCAGACGACGCACCAUCCGUUUCCGGGAAAACCGUAUAAAGGCGGCACGUUCACAGGACAUUUGUUUCCCAACUCUGAGGACGAGCUGCUAUGUAGGAUGUUAAAGGCGGCGUUUAGAAGAGGGGUGAUGUUCAUCUUGGGGAAGGAAGGCAAAGUUGUCCUGGAUGGCGUCUCAUUAUAUGAUGGAUCAGUGCACUUGUGCAGAGAUUACUAUGACUACCCCCGGACAUUGAAAGCGGAACUGGCAGCCAAAGGCAUCACAGAGGCGAACAAAGAUCAGGAAGAAAAACUAGUAGAGACUUUUACUGUCGAUGGUUCGAAGUCGCACUGAGUUCUGAAAUGAUAUGAUAGCAAGUUGUCAUGCAAAGGAAUAAAAGAGGCGCAUGUUGAACCAGACGGACACUUGGAAAUAGACGUUCUCGGUCGAUUGUCCGUAUACUGUCUUAGUUCACCUGUUGUGGAUAUUAUAUAUUCGAAUGAACUCGUGUUAAAAAUGAAAUUUUCGUGUUGUAUAAGAUGUUUACGUAGUUGUUUUAAAAAUCUAAGGACAUAAUUUGAAAUGUUAUUAACUUUGGUAGGAACUUCUACAUUUUAUGAUCAUUUUAUUUGUAUGUAAAUAAACGUUGAGACGAGUUCUAUUCCAUUGGAAGAGUAAUUGGAAGCCAUAUUUGAUAUGUGUAUCUUUGUAAGUUAGGCUUUAUCCUUGUGCCUCUUAAAACAUAAUUCGUUAUUUUGAUGUCAGCUUAUAUUCCCUUGUAUUUCCAUUGUAUGUUUGAAUGAAAAAGUUAAACAUUUUUGCUUUUGUUCAUUCCACUUUAUAACUAAUACUAUUUGGCUAUAACUGUGUUUCCAUGAUGCUUAUGUUCAAUAAUACUUCUUUAUCAGGGGAUUAUAUGUAAUCUAUAGUUUCAGAAUGUUAUAAUUGUCCAUGCGGUCUGUGUGCGCGUUGUUUUUAUGUUCGUUUUAAUUGUAACUGAUGCUAACAAUUAAGAUUGAAUAUUAAAGAAUCCUUAUAUCUACCGACGUAGAAGACGUCAAUCACCACAAACAUAUCAAACAUGCUUGCCCUGCUUUGAAGGCUCAGGUUUAAAAACAACAACAAAAGCCAAGUUUUACCUAAAGGAUACCGAAGGUAUAUUUUAAGAACAUUGGCGGGUCCAGGCUUUGAUGUAAGAUGAGGGACUUGGGGGCACAACUCAGAGUAAUAUUCAAUACACGAAUCAACAACCGGCAACAUCAGAACAUCUCCAUACUGGGCUUGAGCCGUGGUAAACUUGUUAGUAGGCGAAAUCCGUAACAGCUGGAACACGAAGGGUAGUAUAAUUAAACGUCAUGUUAAUUUGUUCUUCUUAAAAUAAUUCGUUAAGUGUAGUUAUUAGAAACAUAUACAUGAAAGUCUUCCUAGAAAAGAGGUUUCAUACAAGCCUAUGGCUUUCUCCUCAAUUCUAUAUAUUAUAUGUGUAUGUUGUAAAUGUUUAUUUGUUAUAAAAAAUAAAUUCUGUUUAAACCAAAGUCUUUCGGAUGGAGGCUUAAUUUA